CUGUUGCAAGUUCAGAAAGGAGGGAGCAGGAGGGAGAGGGAGGUACUCUCGGUCUUGCUUUUCUACAGAAAAAUAGUUAACUCGGCUGAAACUGAAACAGGACAAGACUUGUUAAAGAAAAGCACCACCAUCUCCUUCAUUCUCUCAGUUUCCUGCUCAAGGAAGCCAUUUUGUACAGGCUGGAAUCUAAGGACAACAAACUUUUCCCCCCCUUCUUUCUCCUUCCUCAAGUGUUUCCUGUGAAAAUUGAGACUUUCUCAUCAGCAGAACAACUUCUUCACCCGAGAAGGAGGAGCGGUGGGUAGGAGGGGAGAAGUUUUUCUCAGUCUGUCUCUCACGCUUGCCUCGCCGGGAUAAUGAAAGAAGACGUGUGAGUGCAGAUGACAAAAGAUCAAGAGGGAGAGAUAGAAAGAAAGAAAAGAAGAAGCAGGUCUUCCUGGAUAGGAUCUCCUCCUGACUCCUCUGGGAGAAGGGGUGGUCACAGGGUAGAGACUCCCAGUAGCGGUGUGUAUUUGUCUGUGGAUCACCGUGUCGACACCCUCGCCCUCCUGCUCUUUUGAGGGAGGUAGAGCGUGCGCGUGUGUAGCGAGGGAUGGCCAACGCCAGCCCCUGUAUGUCGUCGGGACCCCUAUCCCAGGUCUUCUUCCACACGGGGGGCCCCUCUCCCCCAGGAUCUGUGGUGAUGCAGCAGGGGACCCCCAUGGCCGUGCCUCUCUCCCCUGCUCACGGUGGUCUCCCCCCUGUGGAACUGGGGGCUGGGCUGGGCCCUGGGGGGGUUGCCAAUUCCUACGUGCCCCCCACCCCAGCUGGGGUCUCCUUCAUCAUCCAGAUUGGGCUGACCAGAGAGUCAGUGCUGCUGCCCCAGACCGCUGACCUUGCCUACGUCAAACAGAUUGCCUGCUCCAUUGUCGACAUCAAGUUCCCAGAGUGUGGCUUCUAUGGCAUCUAUGACAAGAUCCUGCUAUUUAAACAUGACACAGGCACCAACAACAUCCUGCAGCUGGUCAAGGCUCCCCAGGACAUCCAGGAGGGAGACCUGGUGGAGGUGGUGCUCUCCGCUGCGGCCACCUUCGAGGAUUUCCAGAUCCGGCCUCAUGCCCUGAACGUCCACUCGUACCGUGCCCCGGCCUUCUGCGACCACUGUGGAGAGAUGCUGUUUGGACUGGUCAGACAGGGCCUCAAAUGUGACGGCUGUGGACUGAACUACCACAAGCGCUGUGCCUUCAGCAUCCCCAACAACUGCAGCGGCGCUCGCAAGCGGCGCCUGUCCACCACAUCUCUGACCAGUAGCCCGUCGCUGCGUCUGUCCACCAGCGAGUCCCUGAGCAGCGUGGGGACCAGCUCAGUCAGCACCUGCAUGGAGGAUGCCAGCCUGAUCCGCUCUCACACCACCCAGACGCUCCCGAACUCCACCUGUACCGCGUCAGCGUCCCUGGGCCUGUCCACCAGCGCCUCCAUCACCAGACCCAUGGCCCGCGCCAACACUCACAUGCCGCGGACCCCCAGCGAGGCGCGGCGGUUCUACACGGGCCGGCCGGUGCACCUGGACAAGAUCCUGAUGAGCAAAGUGAAGGUGCCGCACACGUUCGCCGUGCACUCCUACACGCGCCCCACCGUGUGCCAGUACUGCAAGAGGCUGCUCCGGGGCCUCUUCCGACAAGGGCUGCAAUGCAAAGACUGCAAGUUCAACUGCCACAAGCGCUGUGCGUACAAGGUUCCCAACGACUGCCUGGGGGAGACCAUAGGAGACAUGUUGAGUCCCAGUGUGGACCACGAGGUGCCUAUGGACUACAGCAGUGAGUAUGUCGACUCAGACAAGUCUUCCACGGACGAUUCAGACGAGGCCUGCAGCAUCCCUGGCUCUUUCUCCCCCGAGAGCAGCCAGGAUGGGGUCGGCGGGGACCAGAGCGCUAACAUCCCAUUGAUGAGGGUGGUUCAGUCCAUGAGGCAGACCACCCGUCGCUCCAGCACAUCCAUCAAAGAGGGCUGGGUGGUGCACUACAGCAACAAGGACACACUGAGAAAGCGGCACUACUGGCGUCUGGACUGCAAGUGCAUCAUCUUGUUCCAGAACAACACCACCAACAAGUACUAUAAGGAGAUCCCUCUGUCUGAGAUUCUGGAGGUGCGCCCCGCAGGUGACUUCACCCUGGUCCCGCCGGGCACCAGCCCCCACUGCUUCGAGCUUGUCAUGGGCACCAUGCGCUAUUUUGUAGGGGAGGACCCCAACGUCCACGUCCCCGCCCUGCCCCCCACCACCCACCAGGCCUUCCCCCCCACACCCCCUUCCCCCAGCAACGUGGUGCCCAAUAGCGGCGUGGGGCGGGAGGUGGCCAAGGCGUGGGAGGGCGCCAUUCGCCAGGCCCUCAUGCCAGUCAUCUUCCAGGAUGCACCACCGGUAGAGGGACACACUCCUCACAGACAGGCUUCAGUCAGCAUCUCAGUGUCCAACAGUGUGAUCCAGGAGAACGUGGACAUUGGUAUGGUGUACCAGAUAUUUGCAGAUGAAAUCCUCGGCUCUGGCCAGUUUGGAGUUGUGUAUGGGGGGAAGCACAGGAAGACAGGGCGCGAUGUGGCGGUGAAGGUGAUUGACAAGCUGCGCUUCCCCACCAAGCAGGAGAGCCAGCUGAGGAACGAGGUGGCCAUACUGCAGAGUCUACGUCACCUGGGCAUAGUGAACCUGGAGUGUAUGUUUGAGACUCCAGAGAAGGUGUUUGUGGUGAUGGAGAAGCUCCAUGGAGACAUGUUGGAGAUGAUCCUGUCCAGUGAGAAAGGACGGCUCCCAGAGAGGCUCACCAAGUUCCUCAUCACACAGAUUCUGGCAGCUCUGAGGAACCUGCACUUUAGGAACAUCGUCCACUGUGAUCUGAAGCCUGAGAAUGUCCUGCUGGCCUCUGCCGAGCCCUUCCCCCAGGUGAAGCUGUGUGACUUUGGCUUUGCCCGUAUCAUUGGUGAGAAGUCGUUCAGGCGUUCGGUGGUGGGCACCCCGGCCUACCUGGCCCCAGAGGUGCUCCUCAACCAGGGCUAUAACCGCUCCCUGGACAUGUGGUCUGUAGGAGUCAUCAUGUACGUCAGCCUCAGUGGCACCUUCCCCUUCAACGAGGACGAGGACAUCAACGACCAGAUCCACAACGCUGCCUUCAUGUACCCACCCAACCCCUGGAAACAGAUCUCACCUGAUGCCACUGACCUGAUCAACAACCUGCUCCAGGUGAAGAUGAGGAAACGCUACAGCGUGGACAAGAGCCUGAGUCACUCCUAUCUACAGGACUACCAGACGUGGUUGGAUCUGAGGGAGCUGGAGACCAAGCUGGGUGAGCGCUACAUCACCCAUGAGAGCGACGACUGCCGCUGGCAGAUGUUUGCCCGCGAGCACACGCUCCCCUACCCGGCCCACCUGGUUCCCCCUCUGCCUGCGCCUGGCUCCGACGAUGAGGCUGGAGAGGACGCAGACAUGCAGGGGCUCACUGAGAGGGUCAGCAUACUCUGAGAACCUGGAGAACCAGCAGAACCAGAACCCACGAGGGCCCAAGGGACUCAAGACUGACCCAGGGAAGAGGAGGGGAGUGUGGGGAGCGAGUGGAGAGACAGAGGGGCUGGAUGGAUGGUUGGAGGUCUGGAGAGUGGGGAGGGUGAGGCUGGGAGGUUUAGCUGUAGAACAGCGCCUUCUAUAGACAUGAUCCCGCCCCUGUCUGUCUACUAAUGGUGUCCCACUCCUGCCCAAGCCUGUCCAAUCUCCAGACCCCAUCCUUGACCACUCUCUCUUCAACCCGAGAACCCUUUGAGUUUAACAGACUGCUCUUCUGUAUCCCACAAGGACAUACUGUAUCCAGUGGUCAGGGGAUGUGUAGAAUAUUGUUGCUGCAAUGUGCUCAUUCAGUCUAAACUGCAGUAUGGCAAAGGUCAGUUUGGAUGCAAGAGAGAGAGAUGGGGAGGGAGAGAGACAGACAAAAAAACAUUAAGGACUCGAUCGAUCCACUAAUGCGUAACUUAUACCCACCCAUAAACAAAUCCUUAUGAACCGUUCCUUUUUAUUUUCAUUGAAUGUGAUGAGUGGAAUCGCCCUGCAUGUGCUGUCAGACCUGUUUGCUGCAGACCAGUCAUUUAGUGCCUGUGAAUGGUAGAUAAAAGGCUUAGAACUGUAGGCAGCAGACCAGAGCUUGUGGGGUGUCAUGGUCUCAGAGGAAAUCUGUAGUUCAAAUGACAGCAAAGAAAACAAAGCCAGAAAUGGAUGUAGUAAUCGAAGAUUGCCUCUUUUUAAAACUGUCGUCUGAUACAGUGGCUUGCGAAAGUAUUCACACCCCUUGGCAUUUUUCCUAUUUUGUUGCCUUACAACCUGGAAUUAAAAUGAUUUUUUGGGGGGGGGUGUAUAUAAUUUGAUUUACACAACAUGCCUACCACUUUGAAGAUGCAAAAUAUAUUUUAUUGUGGAACAAGAAAUAAGACAAAAAAAACAAGACUUGAGCGUGCAUAACUAUUCACCCCACUAAAGUCAAUACUUUAUAGUGCCACUUUUUGCAGCUGCAAGUCUCUUGGAGUAUGUCUCUAUUAGCUUGGCACAUCUAGCCACUGGGAUUUUUGCCCAUUCUUCAAGGCAAAACUGCUCCAGCUCCUUCAAGUUGGAUGGGUUCCACUGGUGUACAGCAAUCUUUAUGUUAUACCACAGAUUCUCAAUUGGAUUGAGGUCUGGGCUUUGACGAGGCCAUUUCAAGACAUUAAAAUGUUCCCCUUAAACCACUUGAGUGUUGCUUUAGCAGUAUGCUUAGGGUCAUUGUCCUGCUGGAAGGUGAACCUCCGUCCCAGUCUCAAAUCUCUGGAAGACUGAAACCGGUUUCCCUCAAGAAUUUCCCUGUAUUUAGCUCCAUCCAUCAUUCCUAUCAAUUCUGACCAGUUUCCCAGUCCCUGCCGAUGAAAAACAUCCACGCAGCAUGAUGUUGCCACCACCAUGCUUCACUGUGGGGAUGGUAUUCUCGGGGUGAUGAGGUGUUGGGUUUGCGCCAGACAUAGCGCUUUCCUUGAUGGUCAAAAAGCUAAAUCUGACCAGAGUAUCUUCUCCCAUACGCCUUUUGGCAAACACCAAAUGCGUUUGCUUAUUUUUUUCUUUAAGCAAUGGCUUUUUUUCCUGGCCACUCUUCCGUAAAGCCCAGCUCUGUGGAGUGUAUGGCUUAAAGUGGUCCUAUGGACAGAUACUCCAAUCCCCACUGUGGAGCUUUGCAGCUCCUUCAGGGUUAACUUUGGUCUCUUUGUUGCCUCUGAUUAAUGCCCUCCUUGCCUGGUCUGUGAGUUUUGGUGGGCGGCCAUCUCUUGGCAGGUUUGUUGUGGUGCCAUAUUCUUUCAAUUUUUUAAUAAUGGGUUUAAUGGUGCUCUGUGGGAUGCUCAAAGUUUCUGAUUUUUUUUAUAACCCAACCCUGAUCUGUACGUCUCCACAACUUUAUCCCUGACCUGUUUGGAGAGCUCCUUGGUCUUCAUGGUGCCGCUUGCUUGGUGGUGCCCCUUGUUUGGUGGUGUUGCAGACUCUGGGCCUUUCAGAACAGGUGUAUAUAUACUGAGAUCAUGUAACAGAUCAUGUGACACUUAGAUUGCACACAGUUGGCCUUUAUUUAACUAAUUAUGUGACUUCUGAAGGAAAUUGGUUGCACCAGAUCUUAUUUAGGGGCUUCGUUGCAAAGGGGGUGAAUACAUAUGCACACACAGCUUUUCCGUUUUUUGUUUUUUCACUUCACCAAUUUGGACUAUUUUGUGUUUGUCCAUUACAUGAAAUCCAAAUAAAAAUCUACUUCAAUUACAGGUUGUAAUGCAACAAAAUAGGAAAAAUGUACGCAACUUUCCUGGUUGGUGCAACGCCAUUAUUGAUGAUGACUUAUUAGGGAAGACUAGAGACUGCUCGUCAUCGGAACUGCUAAAUCACAAGCCAUGGUGGCUAUGAUGGAGGCAAUGUGGAUUUUUUCUGAAUUGUUUGUCAUGGACACCAUUAAACACCAAUGGGCAGUCGGGGGGGGGGGGGUGCUAUUGCUCUUUUUAGAUACAGUAGAAAUACAACAAACGGCCCAUCUUUGGAGUCAAUGUUAAAGUGUGGGAGGAGGGCUAUGAUAUUGAUGACUGACUAUGAACCUAGCGUGUCAACAAGUUGCAUGUCCAUGUGAAGUAGAUUUGUCUAGGAGAAAAGCAUAGUUAUGAAGGACUAUUAAUGUACACGUAUAACCAUGUCUUUAUGUAGUGUGAUCGAUGUAUGCCUGGCGAAUGUAAACCUAUCGAAGAUCCCGGCAUUUAUAUGUAACAUCAGUACAAACCUUGACAUAC
This is a messenger RNA of Oncorhynchus nerka (sockeye salmon), 6300 nucleotides long. Its product is annotated as serine/threonine-protein kinase D2-like. The record is from RefSeq and is a predicted model, not a curated record. Gene Ontology annotation, molecular function: protein serine/threonine kinase activity; ATP binding. Lineage: Eukaryota; Metazoa; Chordata; Actinopteri; Salmoniformes; Salmonidae. Gene Ontology annotation, biological process: protein phosphorylation.